AUGGUCAUCCGUCACAUUAGAACGGGACGGACGAAAGGCGUAGGCAUAAUUCUUGUACCUGCCUAAUUUUUCAGGUUUUCUUCAGUGGAUUUAUAAAAAGCUCAGCAAAUAUGGGGUUCGGAGACUAUCCGAAAGAAUACAACCCAUCGGUCCACGGCCCAUACGAUCCUGCUCGUUUUUAUGGCAAACCUGAUACCCCCUUCGGUCAGUUGAAGUUAAGUGAAAUAGGAUCAUGGCUUGGACGCCGUAACAAGACUCCCUCUGCAUUCAUGGGGUCUAUUAGUCGAGCCUGGUGGAGGUGGCAGCACAAGUAUGUGCAACCUAAACGAGUUGGAAUGGCUCCAUUCUUCCAACUUGUUGUUGCUAACAUGGUGUUCUUCUACACAAUUAACUAUGGAAAAAUGAAGCACCACAGGAACUACAAAUACCACUAAUCAAUGGAAAAUUUGGAUUCAACAUUCUACAUUGUUCUUUAUUUAUGUUGUAACUUGCAAAAUUGUGUAUUAGGUGUUGAUCAAGAUUAAAUAGUGUAAACAGUA
Molecule: messenger RNA, 539 nt
Organism: Pieris rapae (cabbage white)
Lineage: Eukaryota; Metazoa; Arthropoda; Insecta; Lepidoptera; Pieridae
Gene: ATPsynF
Product: putative ATP synthase subunit f, mitochondrial
Exons: 4
Coding region: 111-434 (107 amino acids)
Biological process (GO): proton motive force-driven mitochondrial ATP synthesis
Molecular function (GO): proton-transporting ATP synthase activity, rotational mechanism
Source: RefSeq, a predicted model, not a curated record